Messenger RNA from Myxocyprinus asiaticus (Chinese sucker), 2840 nucleotides. RefSeq names its product metabotropic glutamate receptor 6-like. The transcript is spliced from 11 exons. Gene Ontology annotation, cellular component: membrane. Gene Ontology annotation, biological process: G protein-coupled glutamate receptor signaling pathway; regulation of synaptic transmission, glutamatergic. Bases 114 to 2840 code for a protein of 908 amino acids. Lineage: Eukaryota; Metazoa; Chordata; Actinopteri; Cypriniformes; Catostomidae. Gene Ontology annotation, molecular function: adenylate cyclase inhibiting G protein-coupled glutamate receptor activity. The record is from RefSeq and is a predicted model, not a curated record.
GGGACAUUUGCAGCCUUUCUUCCAAAUCCUCAUUUAACUUCAGCUCCAGAUGGGCGCACAGUGGGAGCAGCAUCAAUCGGAGACACAGGUAGAGAAGAGAGCUUUGUGCUUGAAUGGCAGCCACUAUGGCAUCACAGCACCGCACAUCAUUACCAUGCCUUCAUCAUGGGAUCAGCAGGUCACCCAGACAACACGUGGGCUCCCUGGUUCACGUUCUGUGGAUAGUGAUGAUGGGAUUUACUCCGCAAUCCAGGGCCUCUAUGGGAACUCAACCUCAUUCCAUAAAGAUCGAGGGUGACAUCACUCUUGGAGGGCUUUUCCCUGUGCAUUCCAGGGGCCCUGCUGGUAUUCCAUGUGGGGAGAUUAAGAAGGAGAAGGGGAUCCAUCGUAUGGAGGCCAUGCUGUAUGCACUGGACCAGAUUAACAGUGACCCAGACCUGCUGCCUAACAUCACACUGGGUGCUAGGAUACUGGACACAUGCUCUAGGGAUACCUACGCACUGGAACAAUCUCUCACCUUUGUCCAGGCCCUUAUCCAGAAAGACAACUCAGAUGUUCGAUGUUCCAAUGGAGAGCCCCCCAUCAUCCCAAAACCAGAGCGUGUGGUUGGGGUUAUCGGAGCUUCGGCCAGCUCAGUGUCCAUAAUGGUGGCCAACGUUCUUCGACUGUUUUCGAUACCUCAGAUCAGCUAUGCUUCCACAGCACCUGAGCUUAGUGACAACAAUCGCUAUGAAUUUUUCUCUCGAGUCGUGCCACCCGAUUCCUUCCAGGCCCAGGCGAUGGUGGACAUCGUCAAAGCCAUGGGGUGGAACUACGUUUCCACUCUGGCAUCAGAAGGGAACUACGGAGAAAGUGGUGUAGAUGCUUUUCUCCAGAUAUCCAGGGAAGCAGGUGGUCUGUGCAUCGCUCAGUCCAUUAAAAUUCCAAGGGAGCCUAGACCAGGAGAGUUUGACAAGAUCAUCAAAAGGCUAAUGGAGACAUCUAAUGCCAGAGGGGUUAUUAUCUUCGCUAAUGAAGAUGACAUCAAGCGCAUCCUGGAAGCAGCAAAGAGAGCCAAUCUUACAGGUCACUUUUUGUUUGUGGGUUCUGAUAGCUGGGGAGCAAAGAGCUCACCCAUCCUGAAUCAGGAGGACGUGGCUGAGGGUGCGGUCACCAUCCUACCUAAGCGGGCGUCAAUUGAGGGAUUUGACCAGUACUUCACCACAAGGUCUCUAGAAAACAACAGGAGGAACAUCUGGUUCGCUGAGUUCUGGGAGGAUGACUUCAAAUGCAAACUUAUGCGGUCAGGAACCAGAUCGGAAAGCGGGCUAAGAAAAUGCACAGGAGAGGAACGAAUCAGCAGGGAAUCAGCAUACGAGCAGGAAGGGAAGGUGCAAUUUGUGAUUGACGCGGUGUAUGCCAUGGCCCACGCGCUCCACAGCAUGCACAUGGACCUCUGCCCAGGUGCCAUGGGUGUUUGUGACAAAAUGGAUCCAGUGGAUGGAAGAAUGCUGCUAACGUACAUCCGUGCUGUCAGUUUUAAUGGCAGCGCUGGUACAGGUGUGAUGUUUAAUGAGAAUGGUGAUGCCCCGGGACGAUACGAUAUCUUUCAGUACCAGCUUUCCAACACCACCAACCCGGGAUAUAGAAUCAUCGGCCAGUGGACUAACCACUUACGCCUCAGUGCUGAAGACAUGCAGUGGUCCGGAGGGGAUAAACAGGUUCCAGACUCUGUUUGCAGUUUCCCAUGUGAAUCUGGAGAGAGAAAGAGGAUGGUGAAGGGUGUGCCAUGUUGCUGGCACUGUGAAUUAUGUGACGGCUAUCAGUACCUCCUGGACGAGUUUAACUGUGACACCUGCCCCUUUGACAUGCGGCCCACCCUGAACCGCACCGGCUGCAGACCCACUCCCAUUAUAAAACUGGAGUGGAGCUCUCCAUGGGCCAUCAUCCCGGUAUUUCUCGCCGUGCUGGGCAUCCUCGCCACAUCCGGAGUCAUCAUCACAUUCAUCCGCUUCAACGACACCCCCAUUGUCCGGGCUUCAGGCCGUGAGCUCAGCUAUGUUCUUCUGACGGGCAUCUUCCUCAUAUAUCUUAUAACGUUCCUCAUGAUCGCCGAGCCGGGCGCCGUGGUGUGCGCAUUCCGCAGGUUGUUUUUGGGGCUGGGCAUGUGUAUCAGUUAUGCUGCUAUGCUCACUAAAACCAAUCGAAUCUACAGAAUCUUCGAGCAGGGGAAAAAAUCUGUCACACCACCAAAAUUUAUCAGCCCCACGUCUCAGCUGAUCAUCACCUUCAUUCUGAUCUCAGUACAGCUCCUGAGUAUUUUCAUUUGGUUUGGAGUGGUUCCCCCUCACACCAUUAUCGAUUUCGAAGAGCUGCGCCCCCCCAACCCUGAGUAUGCACGUGGGAUCCUGAAAUGUGAUAUGUCAGAUCUCUCACUGAUCGGCUGUCUGAGCUACAGUAUGGGGCUGAUGGUCACAUGUACAGUCUAUGCCAUCAAAAGCAGGGGGGUUCCCGAGACCUUCAAUGAGGCCAAACCCAUUGGCUUCACCAUGUACACCACCUGUAUCAUCUGGUUGGCCUUUGUACCCAUCUUCUUCGGCACAUCACAAUCCACAGAAAAGAUGUUCAUUCAGACCACCACGCUGACAGUGUCCAUGAGCUUGAGUGCCACAGUGUCCCUUGGAAUGCUGUACAUACCCAAAGUGUAUGUGAUCAUCUUCCACCCAGAGCAGAAUGUUCAGAAACGCAAGCGUAGCUUCAAAGCUGUGGCUCAGGCUGCCACCGUCUCGACUCAUCUCUCGCAGAAAUCCAACGACAAACAGAAUGGAGAGACCAAAAUUGAACCUGAUAGAUCCCAGUGA